This is a messenger RNA of Odocoileus virginianus texanus, 1763 nucleotides long. RefSeq names its product cathepsin S (gene CTSS). Gene Ontology annotation, molecular function: cysteine-type endopeptidase activator activity involved in apoptotic process; cysteine-type endopeptidase activity. Gene Ontology annotation, biological process: positive regulation of peptidase activity; immune response; positive regulation of apoptotic signaling pathway. NCBI's taxonomy places the organism in Eukaryota, Metazoa, Chordata, Mammalia, Artiodactyla, Cervidae. The record is from RefSeq and is a predicted model, not a curated record. Gene Ontology annotation, cellular component: lysosome.
UCCUUUCCUGUCAUAUAUGGCUGUCUGUGAACACAUGGUGAGCUGUGUCCUCCAAGAUGAAAGGGUCACUUUAGCUAAGUCUCACUGCUGCCUUUGAAAGCUUUGGAGAGAGCCCACCAUCAACAUUCUUAGUUUGGGAGCACCUGCUUGGUCUAUCACAAUGAAAUGGCUGGUGUGGGCACUCCUGCUGGGCUCGUCUGCAAUGGCACAAGUGCACAGAGAUCCCACUCUGGAUCAUCACUGGGAUCUCUGGAAGAAAACCUAUGGGAAACAAUACAAAGAAAAGAAUGAGGAAGUAGCACGGCGUCUCAUCUGGGAAAAGAAUCUAAAAACUGUUAUGCUUCACAAUCUGGAACAUUCAAUGGGAAUGCAUUCGUAUGAUCUAGGCAUGAACCACCUGGGAGACAUGACCAGUGAAGAAGUGAUAUCUUUGAUGAGUUCCUUGAGAGUUCCCAGCCAAUGGCCAAGAAAUGUCACUUACAAGUCAAAUCCUAAUCAGAAAUUGCCUGAUUCUAUGGACUGGAGAGAGAAGGGGUGUGUUACUGAAGUGAAAUACCAGGGUGCUUGUGGUGCUUGUUGGGCUUUCAGUGCUGUGGGAGCCCUGGAAGCACAAGUGAAGCUGAAAACAGGAAAGUUGGUGUCUCUGAGUGCACAGAACCUGGUGGAUUGCUCAACUGUAAAAUAUGGGAAUAAAGGCUGCAAUGGCGGCUUCAUGACAGAGGCUUUCCAAUAUAUCAUUGACAACAAUGGCAUCGAUUCAGACGCUUCCUAUCCCUACAAAGCCAUGGAUGGAAGGUGCCGGUAUGAUGUAAAAAAUCGAGCUGCCACGUGUUCAAGGUAUAUUGAGCUUCCCUUCGGCAGCGAAGAGGCCUUAAAAGAAGCUGUGGCCAAUAAAGGACCUGUGUCUGUUGCUAUAGAUGCGAAGCACUCUUCUUUCUUCUUCUACAAAACUGGUGUCUACUAUGACCCGUCCUGUACUCAGACUGUGAAUCAUGGUGUACUAGUGGUUGGCUAUGGUAACCUUAAUGGGAAAGACUACUGGCUUGUGAAAAACAGCUGGGGCCUCAACUUUGGUGACCAAGGAUAUAUACGGAUGGCAAGAAAUAGUGGAAAUCACUGUGGAAUUGCUAGUUAUCCUUCUUACCCAGAAAUCUAGAGGACCUCUUUGUUUUAUAACAAUUCAAGAAAAAAGAAACACUUUCUCACAAUUUAAUUUUACCUGCUGUAACUGUAGAAAUAAGUAUGAUAUGAUCAAUUUAUAUUUACUGUACUAACAGAAAGUAUAGUUUGAUUCAUCUACUUUUUUUAGCUUUGCAGAUCUUGGGGAAAAGUUUGCUAAGUAAAUUAAUAAUGUACAGUAGAUAUAAUUGUAUGAAAGUCAACUAAGACAAUCUGUCAUGUUUAUCACUCUUAUUUGUCCUUUUAAGUUCCCUAAUAUGCUGUUGAAACUUGAUGGCAUAUAGAUGCUUAAUAAAUAUAUAUCUUUUCAACUCUGUAUCAUUACCACAUACCAUUCUCUUUUAUUCUUAAGUAACUAUUAUAAUCUGUUAUGAGAAUAUAAAUUGUAAUAUGCUGGUGAUGUGCUAUGGCAACUUUAUGGAAGAAACUAUUAGAUUAUUAAUGUCCUCAGAUUGUAUCUUUGCACAUAAAAGGAUCAGUAAAUACUUUAAAAUCGGUGAUGUCAAAGAAGACAAAUGCUAAGGAGACAAUCUAUUUUCAAGCACUUUGUAAGAAUUAUUCUAUUGAUCAAUAAAUAUACUAAU